This is a messenger RNA of Galeopterus variegatus (Sunda flying lemur), 1153 nucleotides long. RefSeq names its product TatD DNase domain containing 1 (gene TATDN1). The transcript is spliced from 13 exons. Gene Ontology annotation, cellular component: cytosol. NCBI's taxonomy places the organism in Eukaryota, Metazoa, Chordata, Mammalia, Dermoptera, Cynocephalidae. Gene Ontology annotation, molecular function: 3'-5'-DNA exonuclease activity. The record is from RefSeq and is a predicted model, not a curated record. The coding region runs from base 12 to 905 and encodes 297 amino acids.
GGGUUCCUGUCAUGAGCCGCUUCAAGUUCAUCGAUAUUGGUAUCAACUUGACAGAUCCUAUGUUCAGAGGAAUUUACAGGGGGGUUCAAAAGCAUCAAGAUGACUUACAGGAUGUAAUAGAGAGAGCUGUUCAGAUUGGCGUUAAAAAGUUUAUGAUUACAGGUGGAAAUCUACAAGACAGUAAAGAUGCACUGGAUUUGGCACAAACAAAUGAUAUGUUCUUCAGUACAGUCGGAUGUCAUCCUACAAGAUGUGGUGAAUUUGAAAAGAAUAACCCUGAUCUUUAUUUAAUGGACUUGCUAAAUCUUGCUGAAAACAAUAAAGGGAAAAUUGUAGCAAUAGGGGAAUGUGGACUUGACUUUGAUCGACUACAGUUUUGUCCCAAAGAUAUUCAGCUCAAAUAUUUUGAAAAACAGUUUGAACUGUCAGAACAAACAAAAUUACCAAUGUUUCUUCAUUGUCGAAACUCACAUACUGAAUUUUUGGAUAUAAUGAAAAGAAAUAGAGAUCGGUGUGUAGGUGGAGUGGUGCAUUCAUUUGACGGUACCAAGGAAGCAGCAGCUGCCUUGAUUGAUUUGGAUCUUUAUAUAGGGUUUAAUGGUUGCUCACUGAAAACUGAGGCUAAUUUGGAAGUUUUGAAGUCAAUACCAAGUGAAAAAUUAAUGAUUGAGACUGAUGCACCUUGGUGUGCAGUCAAAAGUACACAUGCUGGAUCAAAAUAUAUAAAAACUUUAUUUCCUACCAAAAAGAAGUGGGAAAACGGACACUGUUUAAAAGAUAGAAAUGAACCCUGCCAUAUAAUUCAAAUACUGGAGAUAAUGUCAGCAGUAAGAGAUGAGGAUCCACUGGAAUUAGCCAAUACACUAUAUAACAACACCAUUAAAAUAUUUUUUCCUGAUAUGUAAUUGGUAUGUGUCUUCCAUUUUCCAUCAUGUAUGUAAAAUUUCAUGGUAAUACUUACUGAAAGUUUCAAUAAAGAAAUCGCUCGAAGUUGUCUAAAGAGAUGAUACAAGGUUUGAAUCUUUUAAGAAUUCAAUAGAAGCAGUGUGGCUUGCUGUAAAGGAAUUUGUUCUGCCACUAUUCUGUAAUACUGAAAUUUUGAGAAUGUUUUAAAUAUUUUUAAAUAAAAAUCUUUUCUGCCAUGUUAAAAAAA